AUCGCAUCGCCUGUCAAUGUGUCACAUGUCAAUGACACGCACAAAAGUUAUUCCUUUGCGAAAACCCACUGCGCCUGUGUACAACUCUCUUAGCUCUUCAGCCAAAUCUUCAACUGCGCGAUGAACUACCAACACUACAGGGCCACCACGUUGGGCACUACGCUCCAGGAGACUUUGGAGGAGAUGAUUCAGAGCGGCGAUAUAACCUACGAGUUGGCCAAUGCGGUCCUGCAAAAGUACGACAAGAGCGUAACGAAUGCCUUGAGCAAACAGGUCACGAGCAAGAUCAACUUUACGGCCGGAACACUGCAGACCUAUAGGUUCUGCGACAAUGUGUGGACUCUGAUCCUCAAGGAUGUGGAGUUCCGCAAGGGGCAGGAGGUUCUGCAGGUCGAUGCGGUCAAAGUCGUCGCCUGCCUCGGAAAAAGCGAUUAAAGCGCACUGAAAGUUGCUGGCAACUAA
Messenger RNA from Drosophila teissieri, 462 nucleotides. RefSeq names its product transcription initiation factor IIA subunit 2-2 (gene TfIIA-S-2). The transcript has 2 exons. Gene Ontology annotation, cellular component: transcription factor TFIIA complex. Lineage: Eukaryota; Metazoa; Arthropoda; Insecta; Diptera; Drosophilidae. Gene Ontology annotation, molecular function: RNA polymerase II general transcription initiation factor activity; TBP-class protein binding. The record is from RefSeq and is a predicted model, not a curated record. The coding region runs from base 121 to 435 and encodes 104 amino acids. Gene Ontology annotation, biological process: transcription initiation at RNA polymerase II promoter; RNA polymerase II preinitiation complex assembly.